GCAAGAGAGUCGUGCGAGUUUCUGUGUUUCAGUCAGAGUGAAAAAGUCUUGCAAAAUGAUCACGUCUAUCAAUGAGUCAAAGUACCGUAUCGCGUUCGGUGGUGGUUUGCUGCUGCAGCUGUGCUGUUUGUGAUGUGUGUUGUGUGGCCUAGAGAUUUGCUGUCAAAGAAAGAAAGGGUCAAACUAUUUACAACUCUACAGUGCACUGGAUGCUGAAAGUUGCAUAGUGAUUCGGCUGAAGGCCGUUUGCUCGUCAUCGAAAAGAUUCUCGUGACUCGGGUUGAUUCCGGACUUGGUGGGGCUCGCUGGAGCCUUGUGUUUUUUUUUUCGUUUCGGAGUACUGGGUACCCGCCUAGAAGUCCUGCCUCCGCCGGAGACAUAUCUAGGCCACACCAAUAUUUCGCUCUCGCGGGUCGGUCGGUUCCGUCGUAUCGCUCGUUCGCUCGUGCGGGAUAACAGCCCCGAAAAAUUCCAGUGCGACUGAGGCCCGUCUCAUAGGGUAAGAAGGCUGCAGUCACUCGGUGGACAUCCCUUAUCAUCUGAUACUUGACUCAACUUUAGUUUGAGAUUUGUUCUUUGUUACGCUCCCCAAAACCAUAAAUUGUUUUAAGAUUUAAAAUAUUUUCGUAACUUGCGUCAACAGUUGUAAUCCUUGUUCGCUGUAUAGCACAUUUCAUUACAAAACCACUUGGUUGUUGGGGUUGUACCAUCGAAGGCCUCUUACCCUACUGCUCACUCACAGCUUAGUGUACUGACUGGUUACUGGUUCUGUGUGUUGUUGAAACUUGAGAGCGAGAGAAAAACGCAGGAGAGACAGCAGCCACCUCGAUAAUUCGCUAAUAUUUCGAUUACACCUAGCAAGUUAAUGGAAGUAGUGAUACCGCGGGAUUGAUAUCCGUUUGUUUCUUCUGCAGAGCGCAGUGUAACGCACUUUCAAACCCUCGGAAUAUUGGCAGAGAUUUUGACCAUCGUCUCGGAGCUAGUGAUCGUCACACGGCCGCGGCGACGGCAGCCUUGAGUUCCAGUCAGCAGUGAAGUGAACCCGCGUGUUACGAGUGUGAGUGUAUGUAAAUAUAGAGGAAACCCAGGCUUGUGGUUUGAAAACAAGAAGAGUGUGAAAAAUAGAAGCAUGAAUCAGGUGUUUACAAUCGCAAACGAUUCCGUAUCAACAUUCAACAGUUGCUAGUGUUUCUCGUUUGUGGUUGAUGAUGCAUUGUUGCCCUCGUCGCUAGUAUCAGUUGGUUUACGGAUGUAAACUGGCUGCAAAAUAAUCCCCCUAUCCCCCCCAUUCGUACGCUACCAUUGCAUAGUUUGUAGUGCUCGAAACAGAAAUGACUUGCGUCGAAAGCAAACAGACAACAAAUUAAGCCCCAAGAUCUCGCCAAGAGCUGUUAGAACGAGGAUAAACAGCGAGAGGAAAAUCAACAUUAAUAAACAGACUAAUUCACCCAAGGGACGAACAUUUUCAACGCCCAGCAUACUCGAGGCCACCAGGGAUCGCAUAACUUCGAUAUUCUACAUUAAAGUAAAAUUGAUUUUCAAAUUGUGUCAACGAGCUCCAUAUCAUAUACCACACACAAAAAAAAAACCCAACCACUUACCCUAUCUCGGUCGGCCAGCUAUUAAAUUCGUCGCGUGACGUUAAUCAACAGCGUGUUUGCAUUCUCUCAAAUGCGUGGGUGUGGUCGCGCGUAAUAAACCUGCAUUAAUUCGCGAAAAGGUAGGCAUGGAAUGAUGGCUUACCGAAUUGGAUUCAAAUUGAAACUGAAUCCAAUUGAGUGUAAAUAUAAAUAAUUAAAAAAAAAGUAAUGAUACUGUCGUAUUAAAGUGUUUGACGCUUGCAUUCGUGUUUCUCCGCGAUCGCUGCUGCCACCGAGGGAGCAAGCGGAAGCAGCAAGUGUAUGUGCUAAUUGCAUUGAAUUAUUGAAUCUUGUGCAUAGAAGAGGAGAAAGAAGUGAAUAAAGAAUUAUUCAUACGAACGCGUGCUGUAACGUGAAACCAUUGCAUUGGCUAUCUCCGUUCCUGCUUCUACGGCUGGGUUGAAGUACAGGGCGGGAUACAGUGAAGAGGUGGAGCAUUAAUUGAGUGAGUGUGUUGAGUGAUAUUAAUACAUCAGGCGUAUCUCGACACAUAACCAUGGCUUCUUCGGCAACUCUGAGUGCGGAGGGAAGUGGCAAGCAGCAGCAGCAGCAGUCCCCACGCAAUACCGGAGGCCAAACAGUGACCAAUCCAACCGCGGUUAAGCUGGGUACGAUGGAAGUCCCGAAGGCGCUGCAGGAUGGUGAAAAAUUCCUCAAAUGGGAUGAGGAAACGUUCACCGGAAUGCCAGUGACAGUUCGUGUCGACGCCAAAGGUUUCUACCUGUACUGGGUGGAUCAGAAUCACGAAAUGUACUUCCUCGACAUAGCCACCAUCCGCGAUGUACGCACGGGACCGUACGCCAAAAAGCCACGGGACAUGAAAUUGCGACAGCUCGUCACAAUGGGCUCCCAGGACACGCUGGAGGAAAAAACCGUCACCGUUUGCCACGGUGCAGACUUUGUCAAUGUGAAUUUCAUCAAUUUUUGCUGCACCAGAAAGGAGAUUGCAAGGUUAUGGAGCGACGAGCUCAUCCGGAUGGCAUAUAAUCUGACUCAGCUGAACGGGCCCGCGAUAAUGUUCCUCCAGAAAGCGUACACCAAACUUUGCCUGCAGGUCGACAAGAGCGGAAAGGUCCCCGUGAAGACCAUCAUCGAAGCAUUUGCCACCAACAAGGCCGAACGGCGACGCGUAGAGAAGGCACUCGACGUUUCCGGACUGCCCUCGGGGAAGGGCGACACGCUGGCGCUAUCCAAGUUUCAAUUCGAGGACUUUUUCAAUCUGUACAAAAAUCUCACCCAAAGAACCGAAGUGGAGAAGGUCUACGAUGAGCUAGUCGGAACGUCAAAGCGGCGGCUCAUGUCCACGUCACAGCUAGUUGAUUUUUUGAACAAAACCCAGCGUGACCCGAGGCUAAAUGAAAUUCUACAUCCCUACGCAAACACGGCCCGGGCAAGAGAGCUGAUUCAGGAGUACGAACCGAACAAGUUUAACGCCCAAAAAGGACAGCUCAGCUUCGAUGGUUUUUUGAGAUACUUAAUGUCAGAAGAUAACCCAAUCAUGGCACCGAGCAAGCUGGACCUGUGCGAUGACAUGGAUCAACCACUGUCACAUUACUUUAUCAACUCAUCGCACAACACCUACCUGACGGGUCAUCAGAUAACGGGCAAAAGCUCGGUGGAAAUUUACCGACAGAGUUUGCUCGCCGGAUGCAGAUGUGUCGAGUUGGAUUUCUGGAACGGUCGCACGGAGGAGCCCAUUAUCGUUCACGGCUACACCUUUGUUCCAGAAAUUUGUGCAAGAAACGUACUAGAAGCAAUAGCUGAAACAGCAUUCAAGACAUCCGAAUUUCCUGUGAUACUAAGUUUUGAGAACCACUGUAACCCGAGGCAGCAGGCAAAGAUAGCAAACUACUGUCGUGAUAUUUUUGGAGAUAUGUUACUAGAUAGGCCCCUAGAUUCCCAUCCCCUUGAGCCCACAAUGGUUUUGCCCUCACCAGCGUCACUUAAGCGAAAAAUCAUCAUUAAGAAUAAGAAAAAGCACCACCAUCACCAUCAUCACCACAAAAAGGGCACAAUCACUAGUCCAACGGCGGCAGCGGCAGCAGCAGCGGUGGCAGGAGGAGCGGCCAAUGCAGUGGCGACAUCCAAUAGCAAUAUAACCACCGUGGCCGGCGGUACCAUCAUCGCAGGUAACAACGCGAGCGCCAAUAAUAAUGUCAGCAAUAACAUAAACGCAAACACCACUUCCGCCACCUUGAUGGCGACCGCGGCGGCCGGAACGGCAACACUCAUCACCACCAGCACCGGUAAUGGUAGCAGUACCGGUGUAGCAGCCACACCAGCCAGUGCAAGCUUACAGCAAUCUCAGUCACAAAAUCAGGAGGAUAGUAGCACCGCUCCAAGCAACACCAACAACGGCAUCAGCAGUAACUUCAGUAGCAACGGCAACAAUAACAACAACAGCAGUAGCACUCUCAUUAUCACCGCCUCGACUACCAUCGGCACCACCACACUACCCACCAACGUCGCCAACACACAAGCAAUAGCAACUGGUAAUGGCGACGUGCCGCACCAUGCACCUCCAUUACAGCAAAUUCGUCAGAGUUCAAAGGAAAGCACCGGUUCAUCGGACACGGAUAGCUCGAGCGACGACGAGUCGAUGCCGGGAGCGCAAGCCGGACCAAUAGGAUCCACCGAGGCGGACAAGGUACCGCAAACCAAAGAGACUGAAGCGGGUGCGGAAAUUUCCGCCCUCGUCAACUAUGUUCAACCUGUACAUUUUAGUAGUUUUGAAAAUUCCGAAAAGAAGGCACGUUAUUACGAGAUGUCUUCAUUUGAUGAGAAACAGGCAACCACACUGCUGAAGGAGCGACCCAUUGAGUUUGUCAACUACAACAAACGUCAGUUGUCACGUGUCUACCCGGCGGGGACGCGUUUCGACAGCUCUAAUUUCAUGCCACAGCUAUUUUGGAACGCCGGUUGCCAACUAGUGGCCCUCAACUACCAAACCCUCGAUCUCGCCAUGCAGCUGAAUCUCGGACUGUUCGAAUACAACCAUCGGUGUGGAUACGUUUUGAAGCCGGAGUUUAUGCGCCGGAAAGACCGCCGGCUGGACCCGUUUGCCGAGAGUACUGUCGACGGUAUCAUCGCUGGUACGGUGAUCGUGACGGUACUGUCGGGUCAAUUUCUAACGGAUAAGAAAGUCGGCACCUACGUUGAGGUGGACAUGUUUGGCCUGCCGGCAGAUACGGUGCGGAAAAAAUUUCGAACCAGAAUAGUGCGGGACAAUGGGAUAAACCCGAUCUACGGCGAGGAUCCGUUUGUGUUUAAGAAAAUCGUACUACCGGAAUUGGGCAGCAUAAGAAUAGCGGCGUACGAGGAAGGCGGAAAACUGAUCGGUCACCGAGUGCUGCCUGUGAUUGGAAUGUGUCCCGGGUAUAGGCAUGUAACGCUGAGGACGGAAGUCGGUCAACCGAUUACGCUGGCCACACUGUUUCUGUCGAUUGUCGUCAAGGACUACGUUCCGGAUGGGUUGUCCGAGUUGGCGGAGGCCCUGGCCAAUCCAAUCAAGUAUCAAAGCGAGCUGGAAAAGCGUUCGGAACAGUUGGCAGUGCUGCAAGAGGAUAUGGAACCCGAGGAGGAAGAAGAUGCAUGUUCGAGAAAGGAUACGUUGAAGGCUAGUGAAAAUACGAGUGGAAGUCCGCUACACAGGCCCAGUGUGCAGACAGCGUCCGCCCUGGCGGCGUCAGCGGCCGCAUCUACCGACAGUGACCACGAACGGGAAAUGCCUCUGGAAAUGAUCUCAAAGGUAGUGACUUUACCGGUCGCACAGUCAUCGAUGGAUCAAACUAGUCCGCUGCUGGUAAAGCAAGCAACCAUUCAACAGCAGCAUCAUCCACUGCAGCUGGAGAAGCAACAACUGUCAUUCCAUGCUGCAGACCAAACGGAUGCUCGUAAAAUUGUGGCCGAACCAUUGGAGAAAAUCUUUGAGGACAAGCAGGUGCGGAAGAAACGGGAUGCUCUGGAGAAGGAACUGAAGACGCUGAAGAAAAACCACGACAAGGAGAAGAUUAAGGUAACAACGCAGAAGAGUGGAGAUCUUAGUGAUGGGAUCAAGAAGAGCAAGUUCGGUAUGGGUAACAAGCUGGUCAAACGGUUUAGUAGUAAAAAUAUGGCUGAUAUGAGCAUUCGGAUACCACCCUGCGCGUCGGAUGCGGACUCGUGUGAUAACAGUGCUCAAGCGGAGAGAUUGAAACAGAUUUGCCGGGACCAUGCCAGUAGCUAUCGGGACGUUCUGGAAAAGUACCACGAAGUAAUAUACAACCUGGCGGAUGAUUUACUACGACAAUCACAGGAAAGUCAGAUCAAGCAGCUGAAGACACAACACGAACGUGAAACCAGUGAGGUGAUGCGACAGCUGCAGUUAUCCAGGAAGAAUGAGGUCAAACUGCUGGCACAGGUGCACAAAGACAAGGACGAAUUGGAGAGAAUGAAACGGGAAGUGGAUUCAACGCUGGUGGAAAAGGGUGUAGCUGAACGAGUCCGACUGACGAAAACGUACGAACGAAAGCGUGAUGAACUUCAGCGGCAGCACGAGGCCGUGAAGCAAGGACUCGAAGAUCACCGAGCGAAAGCCAAAUCGAUGUUCGAAAAGGAAGCCGAAUCUCAUGCCUGUAUCUCGGAAUCAUUUCUGGCCCAUCUAAAUAGCAGUACCAGUACGACCAGUUGUUCGUCGGUCGGAACCCUCCCGACAACGUCGAUCUCGAGUGGUAAUCUCUGUGCUAGUGGUGGCGGUGGUGGUCCUAUCACAAAGUCAGUUUCUUCCUCCUCCAACGCACACGAGAAUAAUGUUAACAAUACUCACGUUCACUUUGCAGAGUGAGAUGUUUUUUACUAGAGAUUUUUUUUUCAUUGGAUUAAGGAGAAGAAAGGUUGUGGAGUGAGGAUGAGCAUCAAACCAAGUUUACAAAUGCUUGGAAGGUUGUUGAACACAAUGUAGCGUAUUUUUUUUUUCUUUGGGAAAAGCUACUCUAUUUCAUUCGACUGAGGAUUAAUAACCAACGGGGGCGAAACCGUGUACAUUGUUUAAGUUACGGUUCGUUAAUCGGUGAAGCGAUCGCUAUCUCCAGUAUUUGUACAAAAAGGAAUUCCAUUUGAUUUGUCUGUUAUGGAAGUCGUUGGCCUAACUAGAAUUAUUUGUAUCUGAAAUGUUGGGUAGUUAUUGGUUGCAUAUGAUUUUUGUCAACUCCAAUUAUAUUAGAAUGCAAAUGGGGCAAAGCCGGACGUUGAACGUCGCGGGAUUAUUUGAAAUUGAAAAGCGUAAACGCUGCGAUCUACCAUUAGAAUAUAGUAAUAGUUAUUGGAAAGUAGUGGAAGAAAUAAUACAUGGAACUCGUUGACGGGUAAAAACAUAUACUAGUAAGAUCUAAACAACAAACGUAACUCGAUACGCACCAGAAGCUAACAUGUUGAAGUAGAUUGGCAAUUCGAAUGUGUAACAGCUGUCACCGCAGUACUCUGUAACGGUAGAGGUAACCAUUGGAGAAUCUCAUUAGGCUAGGUUUAGAUAAAUUGGUACUGAUUGUGGAGAUGAGAGUGGGGUUGGGAUUAUAUUUAAAGGAUUUGGUGUACACGGAAAAUAUUGCAGCUUAUUCAUCUGUAUCCUUGGCAAAAGACGAAAUUGUAUCGAAUUUCCGAAGGAGAGGCUUCUAUCAAGUAACUUAACUUAGCAAAACAGGUCUACUCUGCUUGGCGUGUGAAGUGAGGCGACCUACUGUCAUUAGAUUUACACGGAGAGUCACCUCACCUCAAACGCCGCGCAGAAUAGGCAUGAAAAUAAAAUCAUUUUUAUCGGGCUUAAGUAUUUGGACGGUCAUUGAAAAGAACACAAAAAUGGUAGGGGAAAUGGUUCUAAUGUUGACCAAUGGAUCCAAAAUUGGGCCCAUCGCUAAAAAUCUGCUAUUUAUCAAUUUUAUCUAGAUGAACGCGUCUUUGGUACGGUACUAAUAGAUAUUUUUGGCCUCUAUUAAAAAUUUAGUCGAUUGCUGAAUUUAUGUAUGAGCCCAAACUAGAGGAUUUAAGGCCGACAUUAUAUCCAUUUCCCCUAUGACAAAUUUUAUCAUUGACAGCAAAUUCAAAUUGACGGAAUUCUAGGACUAGCGUCUGAAAAGAGCUUAUCCAUUUCUACAAGCAAGAACAGUAUCAAAUGUUGUGUUGAAAAUCAAAACUCAAUAAAAGGUUAUACAUAAACCACGUGGGCAGUUUAUGAGUAAUUUUAGACCCCCUACCCGAGCAAAGCUGGGAUCAAAUUGAAAUCAAAAUUUGCUGUUAUAAUGUAACAUAUUUUGAAUACUCCAGUUGAUCUCAUUUUUGUUGACUUAACGGUUAACACAGCAAAAAUGAGAGCAAAAUUUUACACUUUUGAAUCAAGGGAAAAACUAAAGCACAAUAUGAUAUUCAGACUUUAAUUUCGAUUUGCUUUUAUUUUGAUAUCUGACUUUGCUCGGGUACGCAUCCUCUUGCGAGGACAAUCAUCCAUACUUUUCUUUUAUUUGUAUGGACCAUGGACACUCGCCGCUACCAUCGCCCUUAAACUGUCCACGGUGUAUAUGGACAACUCCUAAUGGAAAUCAACAGUUCUGGGAGUCUUUUUUGAAUAGGUUCUAUGUCCAUUUGUUGAAAAAAUCGAUUAAUUUAAUUCGCUUUUUUUAAUGGUUUUUCAAUAUUGAUACAAUAGUCAAAAGUUCAAAGAUUAAAUUAAAGAUUGUACGUAUCAUUAAUGCGAAAAUACCGCAACGGUUGCGGUACAAAGUAGUACCGCGGUACAAACAAGUAAGGUAAUCGAUUGUUUGAUCGACAAAUGGACAUAGGACCUAUUCAAACAUUAAUCCAGAAUUUGUGAAAGACAAGAAAAGACCUUCUUUACUUCCCAACUCUUCCGAGAUUUAAAUGUUUUUAGUUUGUUUGUUUGGGUUGAUUAAAGAUGUUUUAACAAUCCUGUGGUCGUACGCCCUGACGAUGUGAGUGAUGAGGGAAAACGGAAUGGAAUUCUCCACAUUUAAUCUUCCUGAUUACUGGAUUUCGAUGAAGACACAACCCCUCGUGAGGCACAGCCGUUAAUUGCAGCAUGCAAACGCCGCGUUGAAAGCAAAUGCGCACUGCGAAAUGCUGCAAGGCAUACUCGA
Ochlerotatus camptorhynchus is the source of this 8764-nucleotide messenger RNA. It is a transcript of the gene Plc21C, whose product is annotated as Phospholipase C at 21C. The record is from RefSeq and is a predicted model, not a curated record. Gene Ontology annotation, biological process: phosphatidylinositol-mediated signaling; release of sequestered calcium ion into cytosol; lipid metabolic process. Gene Ontology annotation, molecular function: phosphatidylinositol-4,5-bisphosphate phospholipase C activity; calcium ion binding. The coding region runs from base 2137 to 6462 and encodes 1441 amino acids. NCBI's taxonomy places the organism in Eukaryota, Metazoa, Arthropoda, Insecta, Diptera, Culicidae. The transcript has 19 exons.